GUGCGAGUUAAGUCCCUAGCCGGGAUCUCGCUUCGGCGCGCGCUCCCGAUAGACGACGGGCUUUACUGCCAAUCUCAAAUGAUUCCAGGAGACACAAAGCAGCUGAAGUGAGAAGUGCAAAGUGGAGAGGCCACUCGGAAAGGAAGAGGCCGUUGCCUUGACAGUCGGAUGAACGCGUUCCCCGUCCGUCGCCCCUGAUCGCAUGGUUUUCUCUUUCCCCUUCUUUUCCUGCGCGGCGUCCUCCAAGUUCCCAACUUCCCCUGCGAGCAGAGUCAGUCAGUCAGUCAGACAAACGGGAGUUUCGCGGAGUAGGAAGGCUGGCUGGGAGAUCGCGGUGUGUUGGGAGUAUAAACGUCAAGAAAAAAGGAUCAGUCUGGAAAACCUGGGACGGUAGCUACAUGCAGCAAUGACUUGGGGAGCAGAACUGUGGGAUCAGUUUGAAAACUUGGAAAGACACACACAGUGGGGAAUUGACUUUGUGGAAAGAUAUGCAAAGUUUGUUAAAGAAAGAAUUGAGAUUGAACAGACCUAUGCAAAACAAUUAAGAAACCUUGUCAAGAAGUACUGUCCCAAACGCCCCAAAGAUGAAGAACCCAGGUUUACCUCAUGUCUGUCAUUUUAUAAUAUCCUGAAUGAGCUUAAUGAUUAUGCUGGGCAGAGAGAGGUUGUGGCAGAAGAGAUGGGGCACAGAGUUUUUGGAGAGCUUAUAAAGUAUUCACAUGAUCUGAAGGCAGAAAGAAAACAUCAUCUUCAAGAAGGACGGAAAGCCCAGCAAUACCUUGAUCAUUGCUGGAAACAGAUGGAUAAUAGUAAGAAAAAAUUUGAGAGAGAGUGCAAAGAAGCAGAAAAGGCUCAGCUAAGUUAUGAACGAUUAGACAAUGAUAUCAAUACUACUAAGGCCGAUGUGGAGAAGGCAAAGGCUCAGCUUAAUCUGCGCACACAUAUGGCGGAUGAAAGUAAAAAUGAAUAUGCAGCUCAAUUACAAAACUUCAAUGGAGAACAGCAUAAACACUUCUACGCUGUAAUUCCACAGAUAUUUAAGAACCUUCAAGACAUGGAUGAGAGGAGGACAAUAAAACUGAGUGAGAAUUAUAAAAUGUUUGCUGAUGUGGAACGUAAAGUAAUUCCAAUCAUUUCAAAAUGUCUUGAAGGAAUGGUUACAGCAGCAAAAUCUGUUGAUGAGCGAAAAGAUUCCAUGAUAGUAAUAGAAACUUUUAAGUCUGGUUUUGAGCCUCCUGGAGAUUUCCCAUUUGAGGAUUACAGUCAGAAUAUUUAUCGGACUGGAUCUGAUGGAACAAUUAGCACACCUAAGACUGACCCUGCAAGAUCUGAUCCAAAACCAACUAUUAGCAAAGCGAAAGGAAAGCUAUGGCUAUUUGGGAAAAAGCCCAAGGGUCCUGCUCUUGAAGACUUUAGCCAUUUACCACCUGAGCAAAGGCGGAAGAAGCUUCAGCAAAGAAUUGACGAUCUUAACCGAGAAUUACAAAAGGAGGCUGAUCAGCGUGAGGCUUUGAACAAAAUGAAGGACGUGUAUGAGAAGAAUCCUCAAAUGGGUGACCCAGGAAGUUUACAACCCAGGAUAUCAGAGACCAUGAAUAACAUGAGUCGUCUUCAGCUGGAGAUUCAGAAGAAUGAGGCGUGGCUAACGGAAGUUGAGGGAAAAUCAGUUGGAAAGGGAGACAGACGCUCCAGCACAGACGUAAAUCACCAUGCACCUCAUGGAAGAGAGAGCCCAGAAGGAAGCUACACAGAGGAUGCAAGCCAGGAGUUGAGAGGACCCCCACAGACUAAUCCACAAAGCGAGUUUGAUGAUGAGUUUGAAGACGAUGACCCACUACCUGCUAUUGGACACUGUAAAGCGAUGUAUUCAUUUGAUGGUCAGAAUGAAGGCACUCUGGUUAUGGCUGAAGGGGAGGUUCUGUACAUCAUCGAAGAAGACAAAGGAGAUGGAUGGACAAGAGCUAGAAAACAAACCGGAGAAGAGGGCUAUGUGCCCACAUCGUAUGUUGACAUAACAUUAGAGAAAAGCAGCAAAGGUUCCUGAACGGAUGCGUGGGUUUCUGGCCCACAAGACUUUGAAGGCGGUUACAUGCAGCUGCUUACCUCUGGGGUGGGAACUUGUAGGUUGGGAACUUGAGAGGUAUACAUUGCAGAUUGCAUGUUUUUUGCAUGUAAACAUCCAUUGCCAUUAACAUCAUAACCAUUACUGGGGUUGCAUUUAAACACUUGCCCUAUUUCUUCAGCUCAUGUCCAUUUUUUUAAGCUUGCAUUUAAGUUCCUGAGCACGUAGAAUCUUGAUUAUCAUUGACCCAAUUAGCCAUUAGCCAGUUGAUUUUGCAACACAUAUCAGGAGAGUGUAUAUGAAAAAGGAAUUAGUCGAAAAAUGUUCUCUGAAAAGCAUUUCAAUGAGUGCUGUGUGAUGUCCUCUGUAGGAGUAGUUUUGAGCAGAGAAGUGACGGAGAUACAGAGUAAUAUCUGGGGUCUCUUGGAAAUCACUCCCAAGUAGCGGUUGAGGGACAAUGCCGGCACACACAUAGAUGUCUGAAAACGCACUGAGUUUUGUGGGAUGAAGAGGCACAUAAGCAGUGACACCAGAGAGUUUGUACAAUUGGAGACGAGAACCAUUGUUGUUUUUUUUUUUUAGGUUUUUCGCAAAAGCAUCAGCAACCUUCUUAAAUGCUUUCAAAGACUGUGUAGUUUUUUAGGUUAGAAAUUGCCAACUUGUAAUGAUAUUUUUGAAAAGAAGGAAACAGAAUCGUUUUUUGGCAAGGAAUAAAGUAAAUGUGGGAUACAUUGUCAGCAUCUACAUUAUCUGAGAUAUUGAAAUUGUAUUCAAGGAAGAGCGGUCUUUGCUAUUUUCAGCGUCUGAAAAGUAGUGAUUAGGGCAGGUGAAUUGUCUGUGAAGUUGUCUGUGUUUGUUUACUAAAAUAUCUGUAUGCAGAUAUGGAAGAGGAGGCUGUCUGACUGGUACUCGUGAUGCUAUGAUGACACGGCUUUUAAUUUAUACUGUAGGACCCUGCUAUCCAUUACAUUGAUUGAGCCCAAAUAACGGUGCAUAAACCUCUUUAAAUAAACUGGGCUCUUCUAUGCUGUGUUCACGUGGUAUGAGACAAAACAGAAGUCCUCAGCUGAACGAUAGCCAAGUUGGGAUGUUCACACUGAUCUCUCAUAUCGUUUCAGUAAUAUAAGAAAAAAAAAAAAAUGAAAAAGUCAGCCACAAAUGGCAUUUUUGUGGUUUGAGUUGCAUUUGGAGUAAUACAAAACAUGCUUAAAGCAUUUGUUUUAUGUUUCCAUGAGAAAAAGCCUUGUCGUUAAUUACUUUUUGUGGAUCAAGUAGUAAAUGAACAGCCAACACGCGUUUCUUCCGGAACGCUGACUGGAAAUUCAUGUGACUGCGGAGAACUGAGAAGAUGAGUUGUCACGGGUGGAUACUCUUAAAAAUGCUCAUAGCUUGUGAACACAGCAAUAUUCUCCCUUUUAUUACGGCAGAUAUUCAAGGUUCUACUGUAGAAAAAUCUAAGUGAUUCUUUGGCUGCAGGUGGGUUAGCCAUUGUCAUAAAGGCAAGAGAUUGCAUACCGAAGACAGGAGCAGCAGCCCUUUAUUUUUUUUCUUUACGCACGUGUCAGUCUGUUUUCUAUGCCUGUGCAUUUCUGUCUGUGCAAACUCAUCUUAACGUUACUGCAUGUCUGGAAAGGCCAUCCUAGACCUUCACUGUGGCAUCAAGUUUUAACUACUUUAUUGCUUUAGUCUUGACAACCUAAUCCCUUUGUCAGCAUUGUGUGUUUCUUUUUGAUACAUUUUCCAUGCCAGUAAUUGCUGCAUCUUGCUUCUGACAUUCUUUGUUAAAUUGAGCAUAAACACUUGAUAUAAGUUUUUAUUCAGACCUCUGUAACCAUCAAAGAGAAAGCCAGUUAUGUGGAUUUUUGAGGACUUCUUCAGCCCCGACCUUGACUCAACACGGACGAGAGCAACAGUUGGAGCAAGCAGCUAUGUAACAACAAAGCAUUAUGUCAGCUACAAAGAAAUGUUUGGACAAUAGCAAAGACUCCAUAAAAUAUGAUGGCAACUCUGGCUUCCCAAGCAAUCAUUGCCUUAAUUAUAUAGCUGUACAGCAGAAGGGUGCCUAGGUCUGCCAUUUUUCAAUCCCUGUAACAAGUUCCAGCCAAGGGCUUCUUUUCUGUUUUGCAGCACUUCAGAUACUGUUAAUGCACUUCGUUUACUGGACAGGAAAACAGGAAACCACAGUGGCACCAUUCCAAAAGAAAAGAAAAAAAAAAAAACACCAUUUCUAAUGUAUAUUGUAUUAUUACUGGAGAUUUGUAUGUAUUAAUGAUUACAUCUUUUUUUUUUAAUUUCAGAUGAAUGUGCAUUGAUUGUAAUUUUUAUAGUAUUUUUAAUCUAUUUUAAAAUAUCCAUUUUAAGAUUAUCUUGAAACUGUACAAUUAGUAGUUUUAAGGAAAAAAAAAUCUGCAUUAAUUACAAGUAACACUUGUGUCUUAGGUCUCUCCCAUUUUUAAGCACCUUUGCCCAUUAAAACUGAAUGUUAUUGGUGAUUUUGUUUUUGUACAAAUGUAAAUAAGCGGGCAGAACCACUCUUUUUACAUGACGUGAGCAAGUUUGUGUGUGCUUAAAUGGGUGACGUACUCAUUCACUGUAGCCCAUAUUUCAUAGGUUUUAUAAUGGGGUUCAAAUAUACAUUAUUAACACAUAUAUAGCUUCAGGAUUUCAUCCGUUCAAGGUUUAAUAGGUAACAGGGUAUCUGUGAAAUUGAUGUACACUUACUUAUACUCAUUUAGAACAUAAACUCCUUCUAAGUACAAUCCAUUCCUUGACAGAUGCAAGCUGGAAUCAGUAUCUCUGUGACUGUAAUCUACGGUAAAUCUGUUAACAAUGCUGUACUGAGCAUUUGGAGAACUGGAAAGAAAAACUCUUGCCUGGUGAAAAGAAAUAUAGCCAAAUAUAUAAAGUGAAACCCAUGUCAUUAGGUUGACUAUUUUUCCAUUCCUUAAGUGCUAUCUCUACUUGUGGUCAGGGUCUCGGAGACCACUUCCGGCAAAGAAGCACUAUUUACUGUUGGCAUGCUGCUGAUUUGUCGUAACUAUGUGUAAUCGUUUCAAAGAAAGAAUGCUGCAAAGAAGAGAAUGAUUUUUUAAAUGUGAUCUGAAACAAAUGACAUCCUUUAAUAUAGUUUUUCUGCAUAAUCCUGUGCAAAAUUUUAUAUUGUGAAACACUGUUAAAUUCAUGUUCUCUGUUGAGAAUUGCUUCACUGAAAUAAACAUUAUUUCAUAUUGUAGUCUUGCA
Molecule: messenger RNA, 5302 nt
Organism: Polypterus senegalus (gray bichir)
Lineage: Eukaryota; Metazoa; Chordata; Cladistia; Polypteriformes; Polypteridae
Gene: fnbp1l
Product: formin binding protein 1-like
Exons: 15
Coding region: 407-2044 (545 amino acids)
Biological process (GO): signal transduction
Molecular function (GO): protein binding
Source: RefSeq, a predicted model, not a curated record